Molecule: messenger RNA, 1594 nt
Organism: Porites lobata
Lineage: Eukaryota; Metazoa; Cnidaria; Anthozoa; Scleractinia; Poritidae
Source: the annotation of a GenBank genome assembly
AUGUCAGUGCAAGGAAGAUUUUUCCUUGGAUUAAUUUUGGUGACAGUGUGGACAGUUGAAGGUAAGUAAAAUUAUGAUUCGUUUGUGUUGUUCUCUCGUAAGGUUUUUUUUGUAGUCAUAUUAAAGCAGCUUUGGUCUAGAACAAAAUAAUUCAUUUGUAUGGCCAAUCACAUUAUUUUGAGUGCAGUUGAUAAUAAAUUUGCACCAAUUAAUUUGUCGUUGACAAGCAAAAUGUUGGGGAUAAAUUGAGUCGCUUUUAGCCAAUCGAAAUGCAGUGUGUGCUUAUCUUCUUGUAGCAUGAUAUACAUCAGCCGCUACCAUAAGAUGUCUGGGAAAUCUAUCAAACAAACCCGUAUUUCAUCAGUAUUAGAUCUUUACGUAUUACCAACCUUUUUUAUUGUUUCCUUCAAAAAGUUGUAAGAUAAUCUAGGACGGGUUACUCCGUCCUUUCAGUCAGGUCCAAUUACUAAAUAGCGAGUCUUUCCUUGCUAGCGUUCCUUUCAGAACCUUGCCGUAAACCAAACAAGCUUCUUAAUUAAGCACAACUGAAUCAAUCCAAAGCUUCAUUAAUCAUUUAAAUAACAGUUAGUUAAUUCCCCUUAUUCUAAAAACGCAACGUCGACAAAUGUUAAGUUUUCAACUAUAACUAUGAGCGGGGAGUUUGUUCUCAACGGUUGGGUUUGAUUGGCUCUUUGUGAGUCUCUAUGUUUGUCAACCAAUCAAAAUGCAACUGAUUUCCUUUGUUUUUCUGCAUUGGUUUACCUCGUUGCCAACGGCGCUACUUUUUAAAGAACUGAAACUCAGACAAACAAAAUGAAAUAAUUAUUAACGAAUUCCUCUCGUUUGUUUGGCUUUUGUCAUAAACAUAUAUUACUUUUGACUCAUUAAAAUAACAAAAGUGACAAAAGUCAAACAAAUGUUGCCAAUUAAUUACUCUGAAGUCUUUUUAGCGAUCUGUUUAUCAUGAAUGGUCACUAUUAACGGAGCUUACGCUUACAAAAAAAUACCUAAAUACACGAUCGAUCAUGACAUGACUUUAUUGCAAGUGAUCAUCAGCCGAUAUAAUAUAUAAAAAAAAAAAAUCAAUUCUCAUCUGAUGCUACAGAACCGAAGACAAUUUUCAUUUGUAAAAAGAUUUUGAGCGUCUCAAGUUAGCCUGUCAAGAGAGUAAAAUUUGUGGGAGUUUCAACAUUUGAUUUUCGUACAUUUAUUUACAGUUGUUCAACCGUGUUUGUUUUCUGUUAAUGGCUCCAGUGGGUUCAUCAGCUCCAGUGGAGUUAAGUACUACGACCAUACAUGUACAUGGAUCAUCACUGUACCAUCUAACCACACCGUCAAACUGAAAUUUACGAUAUUUCGUCUCUCUAGUGAUCGAUGGCUACCUAGUGGAAUCUGGGUUGGUCAAGCUAAGAUCCACGUCCAUGACGGAAAAAGGAAAAGUGAUACCGUACUGGGAGUUUUUACUGGGGAAAGACAGCCCUUCAUCAUACAAGCAAGUGGUCGGUUCAUGAUGUUCACUUUACAAAAAGAUUAUUUCGCCCCUUGUAACUUUAAGGGAACUUUUAUAAGUUCAAGAAAAGGUAAGUGGAAGUAA